This is a messenger RNA of Sparassis crispa, 294 nucleotides long. RefSeq lists its product as hypothetical. Bases 1 to 294 code for a protein of 97 amino acids. Lineage: Eukaryota; Fungi; Basidiomycota; Agaricomycetes; Polyporales; Sparassidaceae. The transcript has a single exon. The record is from RefSeq and is a predicted model, not a curated record.
AUGAGUGUGGAGCGAGUUCACCAUAUGGCUAUUUACUCUGACAACACCAACACGGUUGCCUUGUUCGAUACACUGCGAGCACUCCCAGCAUACAACAGCAUUGCGAAGAGUGCAGUUGAUGUCCUCAUCCGGGAUGAUAUGCAGCUACGUGUCACCCAUAUCUUGGGCAAGGACAAUGUCAUUGCCGAUGUGCUAUCCCGGAAACAAUUCACUUUAAUAAUGGAGUUGAUUCCGGGCAUUCAGUUCUCACCAUUUACACCCUCUCAAGAUGCGCUGGGGGCAGCAACGCGCUGA